Molecule: messenger RNA, 1182 nt
Organism: Trichosurus vulpecula (common brushtail)
Lineage: Eukaryota; Metazoa; Chordata; Mammalia; Diprotodontia; Phalangeridae
Gene: TMEM50A
Product: transmembrane protein 50A
Exons: 7
Coding region: 182-655 (157 amino acids)
Biological process (GO): protein targeting to vacuole; late endosome to vacuole transport via multivesicular body sorting pathway
Source: RefSeq, a predicted model, not a curated record
UUCAGGCCGGGCGGAUAGUUGUUCUGUUUCCUCGGGCUGGGCUGUGGAGGAUUUUCUGGGCGGAGGAGUUGCGGGGAGGCUGCGGCGGAGCGCCAGGGACUGACCGACAGACCGACUGACGGCCGCCAGGUCCGCGCCGCUGCUAAGGGCUGGGGGCCGUCUUUUUCUAGAAACCUGAAAAAUGUCUGGAUUUCUGGAAGGGCUUCGAUGCUCAGAAUGCAUCGAUUGGGGAGAAAAGCGUAAUACCAUUGCAUCCAUUGUAGCUGGAGUUCUGUUUUUUACAGGGUGGUGGAUCAUCAUAGAUGCAGCUGUCAUUUAUCCCUCAAUGGAAGACUUCAACCACUCCUACCAUGCCUGUGGAGUAAUAGCAACUCUUGCCUUCCUUAUGAUUAAUGCAGUGUCCAACGGACAGGUCCAUGGUGAUAGCUAUAGCGAAGGAUGCCUGGGUCAAACAGGUGCUCGAAUUUGGCUGUUCAUUGGAUUUAUGUUGGCCUUUGGGUCUCUGAUUGCAUCUAUGUGGAUUCUCUUUGGAGGCUAUGUCGUUAAAGAAAAACCAAUAGUGUACCCUGGAAUUGCUGUUUUUUUCCAGAAUGCAUUUAUCUUUUUUGGAGGCCUGGUCUUUAAGUUUGGCCGCACUGAAGACUUAUGGCAAUGAAGAGGCCUGGUUUCCCUCAGAAGCCCUGCUUGGCACUUGUGUUGUGUUUUGUUUUUAUAGCUCACUCCCGAUCUUUUGUAAUACCAUUUUAUAAACUUUGCUGAAUAUCCUCUUGGGUGAAAAGUGACAAGUUGAUAAAAAAAAAGUGGUGAAAGUGAUGUUAUAAGAAACUCAGAAAGUUACAGAACAUUCUAAAAUCAUGAACUUACGAGGUUUCACAUAUAUAUAUAUAUAUAUAUAUAUAAAAUUCCUUCAACCUAAGUAAGUACUUGAUUAUUAUGAAUUUAUGAAGUAUUAAUGGAAAAUAUUUCACCAAAGUGACUCUGCUCUAGUUCUGUUAUGAUGUAACUUGUUUUAGAAAGUAAGUGGAAGAACAAUCUAGGGAAAUAAUUGUGUGUGCAUAUGUAUUUGGCAUCAUGUCUAAGUCCAAAAUUGCAAUUAAAAGUGCUUUAAAAGAUUUAAUAUAUUUAUUUGAAACAAAAUAUAUAAACAUUUCCUUGUUUUAUAAAGCUACCUGGUGAUCAGAA